Molecule: messenger RNA, 1872 nt
Organism: Effrenium voratum
Lineage: Eukaryota; Dinophyceae; Suessiales; Symbiodiniaceae
Source: the annotation of a GenBank genome assembly
GCAGGCGUUGCUUCCACCUCGGUCACGGCCUCGACAGUCAUCUCGACCACUUCAGUUGUGUGGACACUCAUUGGCAGUGUCAUUUUCCUCAAGGAAAAACUGACAGGGAUGAAAGUUUUCGGCAUCCUGUGCUGCAUGGCUGGAAAUGCGGCUACUUUGCUGGGCAGCAGUUCUGGAACAGAUCACAAAGGAGCAUUCUCCGGUGAUCUCUUGUGCGUUCUUGCAGCGAUGCUCUACGCCACCUACACAACUGUGUUAAGCCGCCUGGUGGGUGAGGACUUCUCCGUGGCACUCUUGUUCGGAGUUAUAGGCGUCGCCAUUCUUGUCUUUGGCGCACCCUUGCUAUUCUUUGUACAAGAUGAUUUAGGCAGAAUGACGCCAGAGUCGGAGUUUGGAAGAAGCAUGCCGUGGCAACGCAGCAAGCGGUUGGAGCAGAGCGAGAAUGGAAAGGAAGCAGAUCAGCAGCCCAUCGCGAAACAGGAGACGCAAGUGAGUCUCCUUCAGCGUUUGCUUCCCGAACAGCAUGGGCCGGAAGCCGAUGAACUGCAGGCUGGAGCUGCGGAUGAGACGACAGAGCUUGCACGCCCCCUCGUCAACAUUCAAGGAGUUCCUAUUGCAGAGCAUCUGAAUUCGGUCUUGCCUCCAUCGCCUUCAGAUGUGGUGCAAGAGACUGCAGAGCCUGCGGGAAUCUCAGCCGUGAGCGCGCUGCAAUCGCAAAUAGAACGGGACACUUCCGGUGCUGAAAUAGCGAGCUUGCUUAUCCACUAUGCGAACCGCUAUGCCAGGAGCCAGACUCGUCCAGUUCGUGAUCCAGUGUUGAGAAAGAAUCCUUCUCCGCAUGAUGUGGAGCGCUUGACCGACGCCUUUUCCAAGGAUGUGCGGGACUUGGGCUUUCUGACAGCCGAUUGUAUUCUGCGAGAGAUAGACAAUGCCUGCCGCUUGAGAAGGUGCGCUCAGGGCAAGCUGUUGAAUGAUCCAAGCUCACCUGAAGUGGGCAACUUGUUGAAAGGCGUGCUGAAGAUGUUGUACACCGUCGAAACGGUGUUACACACUGCCUUUGCCACGCAGCCAGUAGUGACGAUUGCAGAUCUGGAAGCAGCAAUUUUGCAGAUGCCAGCCUUUAAACAGGUGUCAAAGUUCAAAGAAGCAGAGCUGGGCGAGCUACAGAAGCACCCUGAAGUACUGCGAAGACUGAGACUCAACGAGCCCAGCCUUCCAUGUUUACCCAUGCCGAAAAGCUUUCCCAGCUUCUCGCAUGAGGAGAUCAUCAAGUGUCUAGUGGCGAGCUUACCACACAGAUGGCAACACUGGAAAAAUGAGGAUAGCUGGACGUUGGAGAAAGGCUUGAACAUUGUAGCCCAGCAAAAGGGCUUCUCCGACAGCCGAUUGCUGGGUGUUUUCAUUCAACAGGAGCAUGUUUUCCGAAUCAUCAUUAGCAUUUACAAGAGGCGCCAGCUCAAUCACAGUCAAGCCUUGGGCAAAGCCGUUCAAACGGCACUUCAGCAGGUGGAACGCGCAAGCAAAAGCAACGGUGCAACUCAUCAUUUUGACUGGAACUUGUGGCAGCAAAUGCUGGUGGCCUUCAGCAACCUGCAGCAGCCGGAGGAGCGCUUUGAAUUCUGCCAAGAGUGGACUUGGAAAGCUGCUGGAUCCAAAGCGGACACACAGUUGGAAAAAGAAAGGAGAGAGUUUUGGCGCCUUCACUGUGCGCCGUUGCUGUUGGCGACCUUCACGCUUGCCACAAGCAAGCGCUUGCCAGCCAUCUCCGCGCCGCAGAAGUUGAACUACUCGCGUGCAGAUGUGCAAAGUCUUCCUGACCUCAAGUGGCUUGGAAUGGAAAGUGCAAAGUGGCAACAGACUUGCAGCACUGGA